CGUCUCUUGUUCUUUUAAUCCACAUAUCAUCUCUAACUAUCUCAAAUUCUCUCUUUCUCUUUCCUUCUAUAUAGAUUUUGUUGCGAGAUAUAUAUAUAUCGUACUCGUACGAAGAAGACCGCUCGCUCGUGUGUAAAAAGGAUGAGGUGUAGAGCACUUAAUAUUCGGAGAAGAAAGAGAGUUAUGGUUAAUGUGAGCUCGAGGAAGCUCAUGACUCGUCUUCGUCGAAUGGUUGCUCCGGAAACGAGUUUUUCCGGCGAGGUUGUUGACGGUGACACGCUUUAUCGGCUCACGGCUGAUCACAUUUUCCUACUUCAAGCAAGAAUCCAACUUCUUCGUCGCAUUUCUUCUGUUUGUGGUCUCUAGAUCGAAGCUACACGUGGCUAUAGAAAGACGAAUUGCAAUGGUAUAAUUAUGGAUAAAAACCAGACGUAUGUUUUCUCUAUAUAUUCUCUUUAAGUAAAUCAUCUUAUAAGUACGUUUUAAUGCCGACGCUAUAAUCUGAGUGUAUUUAUGUUUAUGAUGUAUUUAAUUGUCAACAGUUUUUUUACAUGCAUGCAGCUUUGACCGCA
Messenger RNA from Capsella rubella, 572 nucleotides. RefSeq lists its product as uncharacterized. The transcript has a single exon. The record is from RefSeq and is a predicted model, not a curated record. NCBI's taxonomy places the organism in Eukaryota, Viridiplantae, Streptophyta, Magnoliopsida, Brassicales, Brassicaceae. Bases 142 to 366 code for a protein of 74 amino acids.